UUCUAUGCGGUCGUAAAGUAAUGAUUCGCUGUUACAACUUGACGUGUUUGCAAUUUGCGUGAUAAACGAUAUUAUGGUACAGUGUGAGGUCCGUAGAGCAAUAUCAUGCUAUAUUCUCGCUUUGGUCUUUUUUGUAUGGGACUAUUCCUCAGCUGAAGGCCCACGAGUCCGUCUCUUCUCUGUCACAGACUUAAUGCUUUUUGAUAGCAAUGAUCUCCUUUACUUUGAAAUCCUGCGACCAAAGAACAUAAGUUAUAUUUACAAAGUUAAACCAGCGAAAAACUUCGGAGCCAAAUUUGUAUUAGAGAUAGGCACUGUAAACCUAGUUGCUGCUGAUCCUAUUGAUUUUUUUUUUUUUUUUGACAAUGGUGAAACCUUGUGGGGGUCAAUAGCUUUAGUUGAACGAGGGGGUUGUUCCUUUGUCUCCAAAACCAAGACAGUUGAACAUCAUGGAGCUUUUUUUUUUUUUUUUUCGGACAAUUUACAAACUGACACAGUCAUUGUUGAAAUUACUAGGUAUCACAUCAAGCGUGGAAUUGAAGAAGCAGGGAUGGAAGCAGCAGUUAUAUCAAUUCCACUCAACAUUACUACAAGUCCACAUCUUUAUACCAGGCAACCACCUUGGUCGUAUUGGUGAUACAGAUUUAUAAUAGGAAAUUUGGAGAGAUAGCCCACGUAAUAUAUUUAGCAGUACCACUGUUUGUAUCUUGUGAUGCUGCUUAGGUCGACUUUGUUUGUAAUUUAAGGGGUAAGUUUUAAAGAAGCUGUAGGGCUGCAUUGGUAGGGGUAUUACACGAUAAUUCAGUUUUAUCAAGUGAGUUGAUAACGUUGAUAUCCCACUGUAAAGAGUUUCUAAAGCUGAGGUUUUGAUCAUUUUUAGCCCUUCGUCACUUGCUCUCAAAGGGCUAACAUUUGAUAUGUCAGCUUUAAAAACUCUUUGCUGGUAAUAUUUCUGUUGUUAAGCCAUAAAGUUCAUUAAUAUAUUUGUAAGAAAGGUGAUGGGAAUUUUGUUAAGAUUGUCUAUCAAAAUUAAUUUCGAGUUUGCCUGGUCAAUCAAUUUAUUGGCGUUAUAUGAUCAUCAACCACAAUGCUCUUUUAUGAUAGCAUUACUGAUUGUCAAGGUUUGCGCAGGCAACUACUUUUUCAAUAUAGUGACAAUUAACGAAUAGCUUGGAAGACGAAUCUUCAACACUAAAUUUGGAAAGAGCGAAGCUCUACUAAGCUAUUUUAUUUUGCUAGUGUUCAAAUGUUUACUACAGUGUGGUUAAGUUGUGGCACCCUUUAACUUCUGAAACUAAAGGAAGUUCUGCAUAGCAUAAUUCCGUUUAGUAGGCCCUCAAAGCCUCAUUGGGAGGCCUCUAUAUCUCAAAGUUUCCCGUCUCUCGAGUGGUAUCGAUUUGUUUUCCAGAAACCUGUAAGAAUGGGAUUCUGCAACGGCACUGUGUACGUAUAAAGUCUACUUUUAUUUAUAUCUAGUGCAUAAGUGUUGUACCGAAGACUUGCAAUACAAACGCACCACAGAUUCUGUACUAUAAUAUAAGAAUAUUUUGGGAACUCGUACUUGGCGAUACUUUUGAAAAUGUAUACGCCCAUCUCCUGCUUUUUCAAAUGUCAAAUUUAUACUCUCAUGGAGUUGGUCGACCUGUAGUUUUUGUUUCGAAAUAAACAUGACCUGUUAAUAAA
This is a messenger RNA of Stylophora pistillata, 1683 nucleotides long. Its product is annotated as protease-associated domain-containing protein 1. The record is from RefSeq and is a predicted model, not a curated record. Lineage: Eukaryota; Metazoa; Cnidaria; Anthozoa; Scleractinia; Pocilloporidae.